Messenger RNA from Pistacia vera, 2187 nucleotides. RefSeq lists its product as uncharacterized. Gene Ontology annotation, molecular function: protein binding. Lineage: Eukaryota; Viridiplantae; Streptophyta; Magnoliopsida; Sapindales; Anacardiaceae. The transcript is spliced from 2 exons. The record is from RefSeq and is a predicted model, not a curated record. The coding region runs from base 189 to 2063 and encodes 624 amino acids.
AAGAACAAACCUUUGUAGCAAGAGGGAGAGAGAGAGAGAGAAAAAAAAAAUCCAUAAAUAAAUUAAAAAACAAACAAAAAUUUACCCAAAAACAACGAGCGAUAAACAUCAAACACUCUCACAGUAUCUCUUCUUCAUAUUCAUCGAUUUCUCCGUUUAAGAAGAUCAGCGAUUUGGAAUACAGGACGAUGUCUCCAGCAUCUAAAUCCAAGUCCAAGGCCUCUGGAAAAGCUGCCAAGGAGCAACAAAAGGCUGCUAUUAAGCCUUCGGGAUCUUCCACCAACACUGGGAAUGGAACUCCAGCUAGUGCUUACAAUCCUAUCUCUGGGACAUUCCAUACCCUAGAUACAGCGUCAAUUGCCACAUCUCCACCUUACCAAGACAAUGGUCGUUUCCGAAAUAUUGAUGAGACAGAUGAGCAUUCCAGUAGCCCUCAUGGAACAGUGUCUGAAUAUGAUUCCAUUUCAAACAAUGGCAGUUGCUCUGGUGAGUCAGAAGACACAAAAGAUAAGUUUGCAAGUUCUACUCCCCGGCCAGAAACAAUACCUGGUUCUGACAAUGAUAGGCGAGAAAAGAUCCGUUUAAAAAAUGAGAAAAAGCACCAGCGUCAAAAAGAGAAGCGAGCACAGGAGUUGCAUGACCGUUGUUGUGGCUAUCUAAUGUCAAGAAAACUGGAAGCACUUUCUGCGCAGCUUGUGGGAAUGGGCUUCUCUUCUGAGCAGGCAACCUUGGCCCUCAUGCUGAAUGAUGGUAGGGUAGAAGAAUCAGUCAACUGGCUUUUGAACUUGAAAGAAGAAGCACGGAAUAAGGACCAUCAACUGGAAAGUGGUGGUAACUUGAAAAUUAAUAUAACUGAAGAGCUUACACGCAUUUCAGAAAUGGAGGUGAGGUAUAAAUGUUCAAAGCAGGAGGUCGAAAGAGCUGUUGUUGCCUGUGAAGGUGAUCUUGAUAAGGCAGAAGAUACUGUAAAGGCGCAAAAGCAGGAGCCACCUGCCACUUCACUGAAUCCAGAUGAUACUGCUGACAUCAAGAACCAGUUGAGACCACAAGAGAAACUUGCGGCUUCAAUUACAGUACAGCAGAGAAGGAAUGAACGAGAUUUUAACUACACCAAGGCAGCAGCCACAGUACCAACAUAUUCAGAACCUGGGAGUAGAAACUUACAGCCCACAGUUACAAAUCCACCUAAGUCACUGCCAGAUAAAAGGUGGGCGACCACUGGUUCAAGCCCUUCUGUUUCAAUAGCUGCUGCAGCACCUAUGCAAGUAGUGUCUCCUACAAAAGUUGAUGUUAGGCAUGCUGUUGUUGGAAAUGAGGGGAAGAAUAUCCAGCAAGUUAGGGAGCCAGUGGUUGUGAUGCAACGGCAACAAUCUAUAAAUGCCAAGCAGAUCCCAGUCUCUAGUAUAACUGCCUCACCUUCCAUAACCGCUGGUUGGUAUGCGAAAAAUGUUCCAGUUGUCGAAAAUGUAAGGUCAGAUGGGAAAGUACUUCAAAGCAUGGGAAAUGUUGGCACAGAGAACCGGAGCUCAGAACAGUUCUAUCAUCAAGCACCUUACAAGGAAACUCAAUAUGCGUACAGCCAUCUAGAUACUACGCCAGCUGGUUUGGGAGGUUCAUGGAGCAGGGUAGGUACAUCCCCAUCACUUACAGCUCCGUCCAGGCCUCGGGGUUCUUGGAGCACAAUGGGUGGUAUGUCUUCUCCUUCACUUGCCGUUCCAUCGUCUCUUGGACUUUUUGCAAGUUGGGGAUCUGCCGGAACUUUAGGUUCUUCGCAUGUAGAUUGGAAUACAGGAGGGUUGAUGCCAGAGUGUGACUACAACAGUAUAGAUUGGACUUUAAACACAAACCUAUCUUCAUCGAAAACAAGUGGGUUAUGGCUAGGCCUUUCUUCUCUAUUGAGGAACAGUUCUGGAAUGAGAAUGGGCAGCACAAAUGGUUUGCAGGAUGGUGGAGUGGUUACAGAAACAUCAUCUUCAGCAGGUUUGCGCGAGUGGACGUCGCCUUUUGCAGAGAAAGACAUAUUCAGUGUGCCUAGGCAGUUUGUUACUUCUCCUUCUCCAUAGGAAUGUGGAAGAGGAUGAGAAUGCAAAACACAGAGGCUGGUGUAGUUGAUGUUUGGUUGGCUGUGUUGAUGGUUGUUUCUGGUUUAUCAAUCAAAAUGAAUCUAGUUGUUUCUGGCUUUUGAUU